Orcinus orca (killer whale) is the source of this 4125-nucleotide messenger RNA. RefSeq names its product lysyl oxidase like 4 (gene LOXL4). The record is from RefSeq and is a predicted model, not a curated record. The coding region runs from base 1312 to 2901 and encodes 529 amino acids. The transcript has 12 exons. Lineage: Eukaryota; Metazoa; Chordata; Mammalia; Artiodactyla; Delphinidae. Gene Ontology annotation, biological process: peptidyl-lysine oxidation. Gene Ontology annotation, molecular function: copper ion binding; protein-lysine 6-oxidase activity. Gene Ontology annotation, cellular component: membrane.
GUAGGAGGACGGCUGGCUGGAGGGCCGCGCGGAAGGCGGGGUUGUGGAAGCGUCUGAGUGUGUGUGUGUGCGCGUGCACGUGUCUGUGUGUGACGUGGGACCUUGGAGACUGCAGUGAGAUUGGCAGGAGUAGUGUCUGUGGGAGGACAUUCAGUGGGUGUUGGGAUUGGGAGGGAAACAGGCCCGGUGGAGAAAUGCGCCUGGGUUUCCUGGGUUAUGGAUCCCUCAGUAAUUACGACAAGAGUGAGGAUGAACUUGGAGACCCUGGGAAAUUUCUAGAAACAAUCAGAAAAUAAACAUCGUACUUGCCAAUCAGAUAAAAAGAAUUGACUGUAGUGCAGAGUACUCCCCAAAUGAAAUGUAAAUAAAUGUAAAAUUGUGUCCCUGAUUAAAAAAUUAGACCUAACUAGUAAAGAUACAGUGCUGCUCACAAGUACAGAUGGCCUGGGUUCUGGUCUAAGCUUUGCCAACAACGAGCUGUGGGUCUCGGUAGGGCAUCUGGGCCUCAAUUAUCCAAUCCGCAGGGAACUGUCUGAACUUUGUCUCAGUGAAUUUCCUCAACUGCUAUCCAAGCCAGGCUCUGACUGGGUUGCGUCCAAGCCAGGCGUGGGGUGGGGCGGCAUUUGGGAGAGGGAACAUAAAAAUAUUCUGUCAGAAACGUGACAGAACUGUCCCAAGAUUGCAUUAGCCUGUAAACGAUGACGAGUCAUAGUUCUACCAGCUCCGUCAGUGAAAACUUCGUAUGUUUCUCAUCAAGGGAUAAACCUCCCACGAAACAUCUGAGUCAUCUACCCUUGCCCAUCCCCAAUCACUUUUAGUUGGUCUGUCCCGUGUCUCUGACUUAGAUGACCCUGGUUUCCAAGGCCAGCCACGUGGCCCCAUCCUUGGGGAUGACUGGGAGCUGGGCCCCUGACUCCCUGCUGCCCGGUAAUUGCACAUCUGGGCCUGGCUGGCUUGCCUACCUCCCCUGAGGAGGGCAGCCCUGAUUAUAGCCUCAGUAUCUCUGCCUGGGCAGCUCCCACCAGAAAGGCCUUCAACUUGCACCUGUCCCCAGAGGACUUUCCCCAGGGCCCCUUUUCUCCGGUUGCCCCCUGAAGGCUGACCUUCAUCUGGACGGGGGAAGGGCGAGCUUGGAGCUGCCUGCCCCAGGGCAGCCCGGUGCAGAAGAGACACCCACUUUGGGCUUAGUCAAGGGAACUUGCUCGCCCUGCUUUCCUUCCCUGUAAAAUGGAGAUCAUCGUUAUCUGUGGGGUGGCCACUCUCUCAGGACUGUGGUGAAGCUCAGCAUUGAAGAAAGUCUGGAAUUCGAAGAUGAAGGAUCCCAAGUCUAGACUGAAGAGCUUGACAAAGAAGAAUUCCUUCUGGAUCCACCGGGUCAACUGCCUGGGAACAGAGCCCCACAUGGCCAACUGCCAGGUGCAGGUGGCACCAGCCCAGGGCAAGCUGCGGCCGGCCUGCCCGGGGGGCAUGCACGCUGUGGUCAGCUGUGUGGCAGGGCCCCACUUCCGCCCUCUGAAGGAGAAGCCCGGGAGCAAGGAGUCCUGGGCAGAGGAGACGAGGGUGCGCCUCCGCUCGGGGGCCCAGGUGGGCGAGGGCCGGGUGGAGGUGCUCAGGAACCGCCGGUGGGGCACGGUCUGCGACCACGGGUGGAACCUCAUCUCCGCCAGCGUCGUGUGUCGUCAGCUCGGCUUCGGCUCUGCUCGGGAGGCCCUCUUUGGGGCCCAGCUGGGCCAAGCGCUGGGGCCCAUCCACCUGAGUGAGGUGCGCUGCGGGGGCUAUGAGCGGACCCUCAGUGACUGCCCCUCCCUGGAAGGCUCCCAGAGUGGUUGCCAGCAUGACAAUGAUGCUGCCGUGAGGUGCAACAUCCCUAACUUGGGCUUCCAGGAUCAGGUGCGCUUGGCCGGCGGACGCAGCCCCGAGGAGGGGGUGGUGGAGGUGCAGGUGGACGUGAACGGGGUCCAGCGCUGGGGGGCUGUGUGCAGCGACCACUGGGGCCUCAGCGAAGCCAUGGUGGCCUGCCGACAGCUUGGUCUGGGCUUUGCCAACCAUGCCAUCAAGGACACCUGGUACUGGCAGGGGACGCCGGGGGCCGGAGAAGUGGUGAUGAGCGGGGUGCACUGCUCAGGCACAGAGCUGGCCUUGCAGCAGUGCCAAAGGCACGGGCCGGUGCACUGCUCCCACGGUGCAGGGCACUUCUCAGCCGGAGUCUCCUGCACAGACAGUGCUGCAGACCUCGUGCUGAACGCCCAGCUAGUGCAGGAGACGGCCUACCUGGAGGACCGCCCGCUCAGCCAGCUGUACUGUGCCCAUGAAGAGAACUGCCUCUCCCGGUCCGCUGACCGCAUGGACUGGCCCUACGGACACCGGCGCCUCUUGCGCUUCUCCUCACAGAUCCACAACCUGGGCCGGGCCGACUUUCGUCCCAAGACAGGACGCCACAGCUGGAUUUGGCACCAGUGCCACAGGCACUACCACAGCAUUGAGGUCUUCACCCACUAUGACCUGCUCACUCUCAAUGGCUCCAAGGUGGCUGAGGGGCACAAGGCCAGCUUCUGUCUAGAGGACACAAGUUGCCCUACAGGAAUGCAGAGGCGCUACGCAUGUGCCAACUUUGGGGAACAGGGAGUGACCGUUGGCUGCUGGGACACCUACCGACAUGACAUUGAUUGCCAGUGGGUGGAUAUCACAGACGUGGGCCCUGGGGAUUAUAUCUUCCAGGUGGUUGUGAACCCCAAGCUCGAGGUGGCAGAGUCCGAUUUCUCGAACAACGUGAUGCGGUGCCGCUGCAAAUACGACGGGCAACGGGUCUGGCUGCACGACUGCCACACAGGGGACGCACACCGAGCUAACACAGAGCACUCCCCGGAACAGGAGCAGCGUCUCAGGAACAACCUCAUCUGAAGGCACCCCUGCGCACCCCCAGCUGCUGCCCACACACCAGAUACCUCAGCUUAUUGGAGCCAUGCCCUUCACAGAGCCCUAACUCAGAGGGUAAGGGGCCAGUGCCAAGGGGCACCAAGAACCAGCUCAGGAAGCCUUCUGAUGGCAAGAUCACCACACCAGGGUGGCACUGCUCCCUCAGGAUGGCUCUGGGUCUAUCCCCUGAGGGCCUUUGGUCUCUGGACUAUGGCCUUCGGACUUUGUUCAGCUGAGCUCCUCUUCCAUAGGAGACCCAGUCCUUCCCGGAUCUUGCCCCAGAGUUCAUGGUUCAAGAGCUAUCAGUUCCUUAGGAAUGGACUGUGGCCCAGUCCCCCAUCUAAAUGGUGCUUUGCAAAUGUCUUGGAGGAGGACCGAAAUACACAGGAGGAGAGGUCAGCUCUCUGCUAGGAGCUCUGUGCAACACAACUUGUAUCAAAGUCACAACUGGCAAAGAAGCUGGUGAAUUCAGUCCCUUGCUUGAUAGGUCCGCAUUUAGGAUUCAGCUACCAUACUCUCUAAGAGUCUGUUCUUUAGUGCCCUUACCUUUAUCCUACAGCACAUAUGGGUGUUUCUAAUAUCCCUGGAAGCUUAGGCCUCAGGCAUCCCCUUAUCUCCUGACGGGCCCAAACCACCAGUUACUGAGCGCUUGAGACGGGGCAAGAUUCACAGGAGUGGCCAGAUAUGGCCUUCCCGCAGAGCAGCAAGAGGAGGCCGAACAGGAAGAGUCCCGGGGUGCUGUGGACCCCAGCUGCUGCCAGGCCCUCUGCCAAGGGAAGAACACUUGCCCUGACCCCGGCAGGCAAGGUCACUGUGCGCCUCAGGACCGGCCUAAAGGUCGGGUCCCCCAGGCUUCUGGAGUGAAUUUUGCAUUGAAUAAAGUUUUGCAGUGGAAAGAACAUGGGUCAAACAGGCCGCUCAUCUCUGCAGGAAAAAGAAGACAGGUCUGGUAGAGUGGAGGACAGGAGACUACGGAGAGGUCAGAAGGGGAACAUUUAAUUUAGUUAAGGACUAAACCUAGGAAAGGCCACCAUCCCUGCUUGACCUGGCUGUUGGCAGGCCCUUGCUCAGAUGGUAUAAAAUCCCAUGGUCUUCCUGGACAUGAUUCUUAAUCCUGUCUCCACUAAGACACACUUGAGAGAUGAUCCUUACAGGUCUGAUGCCCUAAUGCCAAUAAAGGUUGCUCACUAUGGACUGCUACAAAGACAA